AUGAGCGUCUCUCGCCCAGCACGAUGUCUCUUCUCCGCCGCCACCUCCGCCUCUAAACCCUUGCCCUGCCUCCACCACCCCCGAAGCUUCCACACCAGCACCCCCCGCCGGGGCCGCCGCCGACCGCACUACCCCAGCAUCAAAGCCGCCGACCUCGAAGCCCUGAACGCCCGUGCCGCCGAGGUCCCCACCUACAGCGAGUCCGAGAAGGCCCUCCUCGCGAAAAAGUACACCCCCGAGCAAGUCGCCGCGAUCGAAGCCGGCGAAGCGGCGGUGGAUGCCCGCGAUCUCCUGACCCAGGGCGCGCUGCGCACCGAUCCCUACAAGCUGCGCUACAUCGACGACCUCUCGGCCAUCCACCCGUGGGCCGACAAGCAGCCGCGCAAAGAGCUCGACUCGCGCGUCGACUACCGCGUGCGGCACAAGAGCGAGCGCGAGCUGGCGCGGGCGCUCGUCAACUUCACCGAGAAGACCAAGGGGCUGGGCGACCAAGGGACCGAGCCUCCGCGCGGGGGCGCCGACCUCAAAGAGCAGCCAGGCGACUGGGAGUACUUCCGCGACGGGGCGUACUCUGCGCUCGCGCCCGAGCUGCCCAAGUUCAACACCCCCGGGCUGCGCUACACGCGCGGCGAGGACGAGGAUCCGCACAUGGUGCGCCUGAUGCAGCAGACGGGGCUGACGCUGCAGGAGAUCAAGCGGAUCCGCGUCAAGAAUCUCGUGAGCCACCGCGUUGUGAAUCAGACGCGCAUGGGCAAGAUCCAGAGUCUGUACUACCUGACGAUUGCGGGGAACCAGAACGGCAUGUUGGGGAUUGGGGAGGGCAAGGCGAGCGAGCCCGAGGACGGGCAGAGGCAGGCGAUGAUGCAGGCGAUUAGGAGCAUGAAGCCCGUGCCGCGGUAUGAGGCGAGGACGAUCUUUGGGGAGGUGGAGGGCAAGGUUGGGGCGACGGAGCUGAAGAUUAGCGCGAGGCCGCCUGGCUUCGGCAUCCGGUGUCAACAUCUCAUCUUCGAAAUGGCUCGAGCAGCCGGCAUCUCGGACCUGGCAGCGCGUGUCACCCGCGCGAGAAAUCCGAUGAACACGGUCAAGGCGGCCUUCGAAGCCCUGACCAGCCAGAAACUACCGGAGGAUAUUGCUCGAGCACGAGGCAGGAAGCUGGUGGACGUAAGGAAAGUGUACUAUGGUGGCAAGGUUUAUUGA
Molecule: messenger RNA, 1197 nt
Organism: Coniosporium apollinis CBS 100218
Lineage: Eukaryota; Fungi; Ascomycota; Dothideomycetes
Exons: 3
Coding region: 1-1197 (398 amino acids)
Biological process (GO): translation
Cellular component (GO): ribosome
Molecular function (GO): structural constituent of ribosome; RNA binding
Source: RefSeq, a predicted model, not a curated record